CUCCUCUUUCCACCAACGGUGUGGACUUCAUCAAUAUCCAUCGUCUCUUUCUCAUGCGAUGAAUAUCAGCGGUUUUGAGUUAGUUCAAUCUGUGGAAUCCGCUUUCUGUCCGAAUGGAUUUUGCAGCUCCGUUGUCCCACUGUGUUUUGCUGGUGUUAGCCCUGGCUGCGCUCGGAAUCGAUCAACUUUGGGGUGGCACCAUUUUUCGUUUGGUGAACAUGUGUGCCGUGUGUGCUUCGAAUUCCUCGGGCGUAAGCCCCAUUGUGUCGAUUCCGCUUGGCGACACCGCUUGAGUUCAUGGAGGCGAGAGCGGAGUCGUAAAUCGAGCACUCGCGGCCGUCAGAUUGGAACCACUGAGGCCGACUUCCUCGCUGCGCAAUUAUUACCCUGGUGGCUACAGUGUCGUCUAUGCGGCCGUUGGCGGCAGUUACCUCCGCGUCGACCUAUCGGUGACCCAGAUUCUGCAUAUCACCCCAAUGUCUUCACCUGCUCGUCUGUGAUAAAGCUCUCCACUGAUCCAUGCUCAUGGCCGGUUGAUGAGCGAACAACUCUGGUUCUCGAACGACCGUGUGAUUUUCUCUCUAGUAUGCGAGUUCACGCAUGGCUUCAAGCUGUCCCUGCCUUCGACGCUCUCUGCACCUUCGGUGUGGACCUUACGGGCCUCUCGAUGGAUUCUCUUCCAGGUUCAACCCAUGAGAACUUGACUUCUGAAAGCAAAACUGCUCACUGGUUUCCAUUUGGAGAUAAUUCUCCCUUCCCUGCUACCGAUCUGCUCACAUGGGAGCGCGCAUCUUUUCCGGAAAUGGUUCGAUUUCCGACAUUGUAUUUGGCCGUGCGAAAUUUGAUUCUCUGUCUAUGGUACUCUGCUCCAAAGCGUUUACUCACUUCCAAACUUGUCUCUGACCACUGCUUCGUGCGGGGACUGCUACGCAUCGUGCUUUGCGAACAUUGGAUCCCACGUGUGCUGGAAGAAUUUACUUGUCGUGGUCUUAUCAACUUCGGCGCCUGUGAGAUCUACCACCCCGCCGCCGCCGCCACCGCCGAAAUGGAGCCAUCAACCAUCUUGGAUGAGUAUACACAACGCAAGGGAACCGAACUUUCCGUACGAUUAUUGGGACCACUUGAUCUGUGCACUGCUGUCGCUACACGUCAGAUCCUGAACGGUAUCCUAACUCACCAUUCGAAUCGCUGCAAGCAAGACGAUUCAAGUCAGUCCACUCUGAUCCCCUCAGUGGACGUGCGUCUCCAACCCAUGCUGAAGCCGUCGGUAUCUGACGAUCAGAAUCCGCUUGAUGAACUCUGGAUUUCGCUCCCUUCAGCAAUUUCGAAUGUUCCCUGUCAACCAGAUGUCACAACUCCGCCAUCGCCUUCGAAGGAUAGUGGAGAUGAUGCUGAUCAACCGAUCCAGGUGUCGAUUGCAGCUUCAACAUUUCAGUCAUCGGUCCUUGAGGACAACGACCUUUCCGCUGGGAGACGCAUUUCUAUGCCUGCUCACUUUUUGUCUGAUCGAGUGCAUCUUCAUCGUUGUCAUCCAGUGUCCACUCUCGCCCAACAGACGAAUAUGUCACUACUUCCUGUGCAUCCGAGUUAUCUAUUUGAAUCGCAAUCUGCGGUGGAUUCCGGUAAGAAAACGUUGAAACCGGUUUCUACGGAUGCAAUGGUACGCAUGGAAUUUCACGUUGAGGCGGUUUUGGACAUGAUUGCCCAGAUCGACGAUCAAACACCGCCGGUCCCAGCGGACCACAAAGCUUUAACCGCAUCUGUACAAGACAGUUGGGACAUGUUUGAUGCGAAGGUUCGCGAACGCGUGACCGAUUUGGAUAACUCCGAGUUCGAGAAGCGUCUAGCGGAUUACUAUCUGGCCUCAGUCGAAUACGAUCUCACCGAACCGUUGACGAUCAACCCCGCUCACACUACCCUCACCAAUCCAAUUGCACGGUUGGACCAACUGCCGACCGGACGUUACUCCGAAUUCCUCACCGAUCACGCGACUGGUACAGACACUGCCAGCACCAACGCACCUCCAUGGUCUGCACACACUCUCACCGAUCCGAGCCGCCUCCACAAGAGUGGGGCGGCCAGCAUAUGCGCCUCACUCUUGUCGUCGCAUCUCACUCGGACACAGCCCUCAGUUAGGGUGCUCGGUCUCAGCGUGCAGAGUGCAGAAGCCACUGACUCGGCGGCCUCCAUCGUCCGAGUUGAUUAUCGGCAGGCCGAAUCCACCCCGCGCGUCGGGAAUGGGUUCACGCAAUCCAUCGACACUGGAGAAAUGUCCACGAGACGACCCGUCGUUUGUCUACACUCACAAAAGGAGGAUACGGUGGAACGUGUGGACUGGGUUGUACUCUGUGCAUCGCCACAAACCCUACGGUUCAUCUUCGCGGACGAAGUUCCCAGCACCCUCACACAGCCUGUUUGUGAGUCGGAGACAACCCAUUCCGCUUCGGCGGAGACGUUUUUCGUGUGUCUACCUAGCAGUUUGAAACGCGUCGUUUUGGCAGAGGAGCCAGAGAAUAACUGGAAUGCCAAAGAGCCUCACCCAGAUGAGACCCUUGUGGAGUCCGUCGACAUCGUGUCAGACACCACAGCGCGACUGAUCACUGUGACCUUGAUCUACUCCUCCGCUUGGUGGCGUCCAGCUCUUGCGGAGGCCAGUUCCGAGCCAGCUAUCGCUUUUGGCAUAAAUCACGCUGGCCGUUUGAGCAACUCCUCGGUAGUGCACGGGGAUGUGCUACAUUACUUCUCUUUUUUGCCCACAAGCAGAAACUGCCGUUCCUUCUGUCACAUGUUCCGGGACGUGUGUCCAUCGCUCAGCUCACCCGGCGUGUUGCAAACGCAGAUUUUCGCCGCAGCCGCCGAUCUUUGGUGGUCCAAACCUGAUGCAGAUCUCAUCACUGCCGUCGACCAAUACUUGCACUCCUGUCUCGGUCAGAAGGAGAAUGAGGCGGCCGCAUCUACUCGUAAGCAUCCCAUACAUUUCCACGUGGCUCGACUGGAUCACCACUCUUUCCGGGAAGCGAGGAGCACCGUGUCAACUGUCUUGAGUGCUGAUGGUCGGCAUCUUCGUUUGAAACCUGGGGCUGCGGUCGAAUUAGCAAAGCACAGUCACAUUAUCAUACCCAGUCUCUUUGUCAAACCUAGUGUGGAUGGCUCUUGGGACCCGGAAUCUGCUCCCGAUUCCAGCGCCUUGAGCAACUUCCAUGGCAUGGACACCAUCACAUCAGCAGUGUACUCCGGUUUGCAUCUUGCUGAGGUCACUCUACGAUCAUUGCUCAAGUUUCACUCUCCCUUGGUGUCGAUGAGCACCGAUACAGAUCCAGAGAGCAGUAUCGUAGACAGCUCUCAUUGUGUUGGCGAAUUCACCGCCACCGAUGGCCACGAUUCGGACACCCAGUCUGCGAGUGACCGGCCGACCGCAUGCGAUCCCCCUCGAUCUCCCGAAACGACGGCACUCAAUGGAGGAGAGGACAUAACAUGUCCCAUGUCUCCCGUUCGGUAGGAGCGUGGGCGCUCCCCUUGUUUAAUCCUUGUCUCCGUGUUUAUUGUCUCGUUCGCUCCUUGUAUUUAACCGUGUAAAUAUUGUAAAUGUUCGAAUUCGCACACCUUAUGCUAGUGUUAUUUUUGUAUCUGUUUCUUAUUUUCGUUUGAGUCAGUCAUCAUCUUCUGUACAGCCAGAGGAGCAAGAGAUUGGAACGAUGUUAUUUGUACAUGCAUUUCCAGUUUACAGCGCUCCUCCGAUAAGCAGUUGUACCAAUAUAGUUUAAUAUAUGUUUUUUACACUGG
This is a messenger RNA of Dicrocoelium dendriticum, 3783 nucleotides long. The record is from the annotation of a GenBank genome assembly. Lineage: Eukaryota; Metazoa; Platyhelminthes; Trematoda; Plagiorchiida; Dicrocoeliidae.